Molecule: messenger RNA, 1380 nt
Organism: Rotaria sp. Silwood1
Lineage: Eukaryota; Metazoa; Rotifera; Eurotatoria; Philodinida; Philodinidae
Source: the annotation of a GenBank genome assembly
AUGAAUGAAAAAUUAGAUCAACAAUAUUUUGAUGUUAAUUUUGAUUUUCAUCAAAAUAAAUAUGAACCAAUUAAAAAUAUUGGUAAUGGUGCAUAUGGUGUUGUAUGUCUUGCACGUCAUUGUAAAACAGGAAUUAAUGUAGCAAUUAAAAAAAUAACUAAUGUAUUUGAACAUUUUCUUAUUGGUAUGAGAACAUAUCGUGAAAUAAAAAUUUUACGUCAUCUUGUUAAUCAUGAAAAUAUUAUAACGAUUCGAGAUGUUUUUCUUGGUUCAAAUAAUAAUCAAGAUGUUUAUAUUGUAUUUGAUUAUAUGGAUACUGAUUUAAAACGUGUACUUGAAUCAAAUCAAACAUUAACAAAUGAUCAUAUUAAAUAUUUUUCUUAUCAAAUAUUAAAUGGUUUAGCUUUUAUUCAUCAAUCUGGAAUUAUUCAUCGUGAUCUUAAACCAUCAAAUAUUCUUCUUAGUCAAACAUGUAAUCUCAAAAUAGCAGAUUUUGGUAUGGCUCGACAAUAUCGUGAUCAUGAUCAAACACAAUAUGUUGUUACACGUUGGUAUCGAGCACCUGAAGUUAUUCUUGGUUAUACUGAAUAUACUCAAGCAAUUGAUCUUUGGUCAAUGGGUUGUAUUUUAGCUGAAAUGUUUGGACGAAAACCAAUAUUUUCUGGUACAAAUACUAUAGCACAAAUUCAAUUAAUUUUUAUUAUACUUGGUACACCAUCAAAAUCUUAUUUAUCUUCACUUCAUAGUGAUUGUUUUCGACGAUUAAUUUUAAGUGUUGGUAAUCGUCAACCAGCUAAUUUUAAAGCUUUGUAUCCGAAUGCAACUGAUGAUGGAAUUGAUUUAUUACGUCAAUUAUUAGUUGUUGAUCCUGAACAAAGAAUAAGUGCAACAAUAGCACUUCAACAUAGUUUUGUUAAUGAAUUUCUAAUUAAAUUAGAUGAUAAUGAUGAUUGUAUGAUAGAAAAUGAUGUUGAAAAAUUUGAUUUUGGUUUUGAAAGUGAAAAAUGGACAUUAAAUCAAUUACAAAAAGCUAUUCAUGAAGAAAUAGAUCAUUUUCAAUUUCGAUCAAUAAAACAAAAUAAUAAUGAAAAAGUAACAACAAAUAUUGAUCCAAUUUUUCCUUCUAAUCAAUCUAUGGAAACUCAUCAUCAUCAUCGAGUAGUCAUUGUUGAUUCAACACCACCUAUAACAUCAACAACAACAAAACUUGAAAUCGAUACAACACGUACACUUGAAAAAAAACGUAAACAUCGACGACGAAAAAAUGAUCAUCAUCAUCAUCAUCAUUAUCAUUCAAAACGUUCUUGUUCAAUGAUUUAUAAUGAUGAACAAACUGGAAGUGGUGAUACUAAUGAUGAAGAACCUAUUCAUCUUUCCUAA